Paramecium primaurelia is the source of this 723-nucleotide messenger RNA. NCBI's taxonomy places the organism in Eukaryota, Ciliophora, Oligohymenophorea, Peniculida, Parameciidae. The record is from the annotation of a GenBank genome assembly.
AUGAGUUCUAAGUUGAAUAGUAAUUUAAUAAGAUAACACAUAAAACAAUAUAUUGUGAUUUCAAUUAUGAGGUAUAAUAAUGUUACCUUUGUUAAGGAAUUAGAGUAAAAAUAUAGGUUCAAUUAUCCACUUCAUAAUAAACCAUAAAUUGAUUAAAAGAAAGAAGAAACUUUUAAUACUAAAUUACCAAAGUAUGAAGCCUACAUUGAAGCAUCCAAUUAAUAAAUAGAAUUACCUUUACAACCAUCACCUUAAUAAGUUAGAGCAAUCCAAAAUUAAGGCAAAAUAUAAUUCUGCCGCCAAUAGAAUGAAUAAUAAAGCAAAGAAAUUAAAUCAAUACUAAACUUCUAAGUGGAUACAAAAUUCAUCAAAAUGAAACCCAGCAAGAAAAAAACUCAAAGAUAAUAUUAAUAGAUUCGAAGACCUCAAAUUUAAAUUAUACCAAAUAAUUGUAAAUAUUAACGAGUUUCUGGUUUGAGUUAAAUUUAAAGUCUAAGUAUGCAUCAAAGUUUCAUUCUCAAUAAUAACAUAUCAGAAAUAACUUUUCAAUAAGAAUCUCGUCUAUCCAAAUUUCAAUAAUUGUUGAAGAAGGCUCCAAAACCUGUUGAAAUUGAAUAAUAUAGAUCUCUUAAAUAUUUUGGUAAUAAUGAAUUAUGUGAGGGAAUAUUGGAUGGAAAGAUUGUGCAAUUUAUUAAAACUUAAUAAUCUAAUGUGAUUUUAUGA